CACAACAACACUUACCCUCCCAACCCGCCCUCCAUGUCUCCCUCUCUGGUCGAACAGCUAUCGCAUUACGUCCUCGACGGCCUCUGGCAACUCGGCAACUGCUUCUCCUGCUUCCCCUCCACACCCUCCCUCAAAAUCAAUGGCCGCUCAUUCAAGAUCCUGCGCCUCCUCGGCGAAGGCGGUUUCAGCUACGUCUACCUCGUACAAUCACCCGGCGACCCAACCCUCUACGCCCUCAAAAAAAUCCGAUGUCCCUUUGGCGAAGAAUCCGUCUCGCUGGCAUUGAAAGAAGUCGAAGCGUAUAGCUUAUUCACGCCGCAUCCGAAUAUUAUCCAUGCGAUUGAUCAUGCGGUGGAAACGGAUCGUGGAGGAGAUGCGGGGAGUAAGACGGUUUAUAUUUUGUUGCCGUAUUAUCGGAGAGGGAAUUUACAGGAUGCGAUUAAUGCGAAUUUGGUUAAUCGCGCGAAGUUUCCCGAGAGGAGGUUGAUGAUACUGUUUUUGGGGGUUUGUAGGGCGUUGAAGGCUAUGCAUCAGUAUCGCGUUGGAGGAGCGCCGGGUGGGAAGGCGAGUCGGAGGAAAGCGAAGGCUGUGAGGCAGGAGGGUGCGUUGGCGGAUCGUGAGGCGGCGGAGGAGGUUCAGAGGGCGAAUCAGAGUCGGAGGAGGAGUCAGAGGGAUGAGAAUGAUGAAGAUGAUGAGGAGGAUGGACAACAGGAGCCGUUGAUGGAGGGAGAGGUUAUGGCGGCGCAGGAAGGAGUUGCUGAGGGGGAGAUUCGAAGCUACGCGCAUCGAGAUAUUAAGCCGGGGAAUAUCAUGAUUGCGGAUACGGGGACGCAGCCGAUUCUGAUGGAUUUGGGGUCGCUUGCCCCUUCACCGACGCCUAUCACGAGCAGGGCGAUGGCUUUGCAGGUUCAGGAUCAGGCUGCGGAGCACAGCACGAUGCCAUAUCGAGCGCCGGAACUGUUCGAUGUGAAGACCGAUACGGUGAUUGAUACGAAAGUGGACAUCUGGAGUAUGGGCUGCACGCUCUAUGCUUGUCUGGUCGGCAAAUCACCCUUUGAAGCAAGAAGUGAAGAGACGGGUGGCUCGCUAUCACUCUGUGUCCUGGGCGGCGAUUGGAGAUUUCCAGACGAAGGCGUGGCCGAAGCCAAGCGUGGCAAGCAACGAGUAUCGGACGUCGAAGAUGCGAAGAAGAAGCGAGCAGAUGUCAUUUCUGACCCCGUCAAGGACGUCGUUCGACGAUGUCUUGCUGUCGAGCCAGCCGAUCGACCAGAUGUCGACGAGCUCAUCGCCAUGGUCGAAGGAGUUAUCUCCGCGCUGCCAGACGACGGAGACGCGGCGUUGGACAUUGAAUAGAGAGAAACAGUGUGACAAUAUCACGACAGUCAUGAAUUUCUGUGUAGAUUAUUAGCUACUCUUUACCGCCUCUUUCAC
Cercospora beticola is the source of this 1431-nucleotide messenger RNA. RefSeq names its product putative serine/threonine protein kinase ENV7 (gene ENV7). NCBI's taxonomy places the organism in Eukaryota, Fungi, Ascomycota, Dothideomycetes, Mycosphaerellales, Mycosphaerellaceae. Gene Ontology annotation, cellular component: Golgi apparatus; cytoplasm. Gene Ontology annotation, molecular function: protein serine/threonine kinase activity; ATP binding. The record is from RefSeq and is a predicted model, not a curated record. Gene Ontology annotation, biological process: vacuolar protein processing; protein phosphorylation; regulation of vacuole fusion, non-autophagic.